Messenger RNA from Nymphaea colorata (pocket water lily), 2350 nucleotides. Its product is annotated as acyl-coenzyme A oxidase 3, peroxisomal. Gene Ontology annotation, cellular component: peroxisome. Gene Ontology annotation, biological process: fatty acid beta-oxidation using acyl-CoA oxidase; lipid homeostasis. Lineage: Eukaryota; Viridiplantae; Streptophyta; Magnoliopsida; Nymphaeales; Nymphaeaceae. The coding region runs from base 160 to 2202 and encodes 680 amino acids. The record is from RefSeq and is a predicted model, not a curated record. The transcript has 13 exons. Gene Ontology annotation, molecular function: fatty acid binding; FAD binding; acyl-CoA oxidase activity.
GACAGGCCGUUGAAAACGUGCAACGGCUGCUUUCGUUACUCCUUCACGUUACCGCCAUCACCCCGCGACAACCUACCGUCGUCAUCGUCGUUCUCCAUUUUAAGCGACUACCAUCAUCUGAGAGUCACCAACCAGAGAGAGAGAGAGAGAGAGAGAGAGAUGGCGUCGUCCAAAGAGCAGCUUGCCCGGAGAACCCAAAUUCUCAGCGGUCACCUCCUUGCCGAAAAAUCAAGUACCCAGAUGCGGGCCUUGCCGUGCCUGUCAUUCUCCCCGCCUGAGGCGUCGGAGAGGUUCGAUUUCAACGUCCACGACUUGAGGCGGUUGCUGGACGGCCACAACCUCGAGGAUCGCGACUACCUCUUCGAACUCAUGAAGGGCAGCGAGCUCUUCAAUCCCAGGAGGUUGGGGUCGCGGCUUUUCGUCUCCCCCGACUACAACCAUUCGAUGGAGGAGCAGAGGGAGGAGACCAUGAGGAGGGUCGCCUUCCUGUCAGAACGCGGAGUCUUCGAUGGGUGGCUCACCGGUUCCGGCCCCGAGAGCGCGCUGAAGUCGAUGGCUCAGCAGGAGUGCAUAGCGAUUUUCGAUCAUUCACUCGCGAUCAAGCUCGGGGUUCAUUUUUUCCUCUGGGGUAAUGCAAUAAAGUAUCUGGGAACCAGACGUCAUCACGAGAAGUGGUUAAAAGACACUGAAAACUAUAGAGUGAAGGGUUGUUUUGCAAUGACUGAGCUGGGCCAUGGAAGCAAUGUACGGGGAAUCGAAACUGUCACCAUCUAUGACCCAAAUACAGGUGAAUUUAUUAUAAACACACCCUGUGAAUCAGCUCAGAAAUAUUGGAUUGGAGGGGCUGCUAAUCAUGCAACACAUGCAAUAGUUUUUUCACAACUUUAUAUAAAUGGGAGUAACCAAGGUGUCCAUGCAUUCGUCGCACAAAUAAGAGAUUCAGAGGGAAAUGUGUGCCCCAAUGUUCGUAUUGCUGACUGUGGUCAUAAGAUUGGCCUGAAUGGAGUAGAUAAUGGUCGAAUAUGGUUUGACAAUGUUCGUGUACCUCGUGAGAACUUACUAAAUUCUGUUGCUGACGUAUCUCCAGAUGGACAUUAUCAAAGUGCAAUAAGUGAUCCAGAUCAGAGGUUUGCAGCAUUCUUGGCCCCACUAACCUCUGGCCGUGUAAAUAUUUCUGCCAGUGCAAUUUACCAGUCAAAGAUUGCACUGGCAAUUGCAGUAAGAUAUUCACUGACUAGACGAGCCUUUUCUGUUUCUUCAACUGGGCCUGAAACCUUGUUGCUUGAUUACCCAUCUCACCAGCGCCGCCUCCUGCCACUCCUAGCAAAAACAUAUGCUAUGAGUUGUUCAGCAAAUGAUUUGAAGAGAAUUUAUGUGAAUAGAACGUCUCAGGACACAAAGGCAGUUCAUGUUUAUUCUAGUGCAUUUAAGGCCAUAUUCACUUGGCAUAACAUGCGAACCCUUCAGGAAUGCCGUGAAGCCUGUGGUGGACAAGGAUUGAAGACAGAAAACCGCAUUGGCCAUUUGAUAGGGGAACAUGAUGUUCAGUCCACAUUUGAGGGGGAUAACAAGGUGCUUUUGCAACAGGUGAGCAAGGCACUUUUGGCUGAGUAUGCAACGAGUCGGAAAAAGAACCAGCCAAUCAAGGUUCUCGGUCUGGAGCACAUGAAUAGUCCCCGACCUGUAAUCCCAGAGAUUCUUACCUCAGCAAUUCUGAGAAGCAGCCAGUUUCAGACCCAAAUGUUUUGCCUGAGGGAGCGUGAUCUAUUGAACCAAUUUGCUCUGGAAAUAUCUGAGCAUGUAGCGCAAGGGAAAAGCAAGGAGCAUGCUUUCAUCCUGAGCUACCAACUUUCAGAAGAUUUAGCAUGUGCAUUCUCCGAAAGGGCUAUAUUUCAGUCAUUUUUGAAGGCAGAGCUGGAAUCAUCUAUGGGCCCUAUAAAGAAUGUUCUGGGGUUGCUGCGGACAAUGUAUGCAUUAGUCAGCAUGGAAGAGGGCUCGUCAUUCCUUCGCUAUGGCUUCCUGUCAGUGACCAAUGCAGCUGCUGUCCGGAGAGAAGUGGCCAAACUCUGCAGUGAUCUCCGGCCUCAUGCACUUUCCUUAGUCAGUUCGUUUGGAAUUCCUGAUGCUUAUCUCAGUCCAUUGGCCUUUGACUGGAUUGAAGCUAAUUCUUGGUCUUCUGUUCUCUCAGCCAGCAAAAUAUAGUGAGCAGUGACGGCGUUCCCUUUUCAGUUAAAUAAUACCCAUGUCGAUCAAACAUAAUAAUGGUCUUCCUGUUUCUUCAGUCUCAAUAAUGCUGUAAAAUCUUGUUACUUAGAUUAUAUUCAUGUACAUGAAAUUCAUUUUAUAUCCC